AACACCAGCACCGGCGGCCCCGAGUCCGAUUAUCCCCCUCACGACCACUGCCACCACCACCACAGCCUGCGCCGCGACAGGACCAGCAAGGCCUCGAGCCAUGGCCGCCCCCACGACUCCGUCAUCUCGUCGCGCCCCUUCUCGCCAAAGCCCUCGUCGCCGCCAAGCCCCAGCAGCAACAGCAGCAUCUCGUCGCUGAGCAACCACCGCACUUCAUCCCACGCGCCCGCGCCCUACGACCGCACAUCCAUCCCGUAUCCGCCCCAGGCCCACCUCGAUCCCGAGAAGCACGCCGAGCUUCUGUCGCAGACCCGCCGCGUGCCGAACCGCAUCUCGGUCGUGCCCUCCAACCCCGAUGCCAUCGUCUACGACAAGGGCGCCUUUCACGAAAAGGGCCCCGAGGAAAAGGCCUGGCAGCUACUGUUCUGGCUCUUUGGUCCCUGCGCCUUUCUCUCCAUUGCCAUCGCGCUCUGGACCGCCCUCGCACUCUUCAUCUCUCUCAUCCUCUCGCCGCUGCGCCUCUGCUCGACACGCCCGCCCCUCUCGGAGCAAAUCACGUCCUUCCUCGCUCCCGCCCUCAACCUCCAACUCCACAUGGUCUACUCGCACGACUCGACAUCCGGCUACAGCGCACCCAUGCUCGUCGUCAUCCACCUUUUCUCGCCGCUCGUCGCAUUCGGCGUCGCAAUCGCCGCAUGGACUGCUGCCGGCUUCUGGUUCUUCUCGUGCAUACUCGGCGACCCCGGCGGUCACGACGGCCACAACGAUGGCCGCGAGAGCAUCGUCGGUGUGCGCAACUACUGGGAACGAUGGCUCUCUCGCGGACUGAGG
Molecule: messenger RNA, 831 nt
Organism: Exserohilum turcica Et28A
Lineage: Eukaryota; Fungi; Ascomycota; Dothideomycetes; Pleosporales; Pleosporaceae
Exons: 2
Source: RefSeq, a predicted model, not a curated record